This is a messenger RNA of Colletotrichum spaethianum, 642 nucleotides long. Its product is annotated as GATA zinc finger domain-containing protein 7. The record is from RefSeq and is a predicted model, not a curated record. Lineage: Eukaryota; Fungi; Ascomycota; Sordariomycetes; Glomerellales; Glomerellaceae. Gene Ontology annotation, molecular function: sequence-specific DNA binding; zinc ion binding. The transcript is spliced from 2 exons. Gene Ontology annotation, biological process: regulation of DNA-templated transcription. The coding region runs from base 1 to 642 and encodes 213 amino acids.
AUGACUUGCUCCGAAACUCACACUGCCGUCCGCACCACCACGGACUUGGCCAUUCCUAUUCGGACAAUUGACAUCGUCUCCAUUGGACAGUAUCCCACGCGCGAUGUGGAGUGCUCUUCCGACUCUCUGGUUCCCCUGUCCCUGAAUCAACUGAAAGCAGGCGAGAUCAUUCAACGGAUGCACAGCGAUGCGAACAACCUCCUCUGUAGCAUCCAGGGUCUGCUCCAUUACCGCACCCUAUCCGCAACCGGCGGCGGACAUAUCGUCCCCAAUACUAUCCUCGGGAAUCCCAAGCUGCUCAACGUACAGCGUCUAUCACAAGAAAUCACCGGUGACAUGGGCGAGCUGGUCGCACUCUCGCGCAGGGAAGCGAAAGACACAAUGCGAGACCUUGGACAGGCGCGCAAGAUGCGGCGUAAUCAUCGUGUGAUGGAGCGCCAUAGGGCCCAUCACCCCGACAUGAACAGCCCAGUCCAGCUCGUCUGCCACACCUGCAAUGCCAGGCGCACUCCGCAAUGGCGCAGUGGCCCGGCCGGUCCCUGCACCUUGUGCAACGUGUGCGGACUAAUCCACGCCAUGCGGCUCCGGAAGCAGGGACGCAUUAGGAGCAAGAAGGUUUCGGCAUCAUCCUACAUUUCAUGA